GACAAAUAAAGAUCAUUGCUAAAUUGCCACAGGUUUAAUUUGUAGACAAGCUAAAUAUCGAGAACUGAAUGGAUGCGUACUUCAGUUCAUUAAUCGCCUACAAUGCACCCCAACAGCGAAAUGUGUUCUUAUUUUGCAUACUUGGCUCGUAGAAGCUGGAAGCUUUGUGGAAUUUCACAAGCCAUGAGCUGGACGGAUUCACGGCGAGAGGUUUUGUACCAUGAUGAAACUCCACGUUUGCGACAAGUUCUGAAAUGCCGACGGCAAAUCUUCGGCUUUGGCUUGGGCACUUCUGUGCUCUUGGCGCUGGUUCUACUGUACCAGUCCAUCAACACAGAUGAAACUGCCCGAGUAAGAGACCGUCCAAUUUCAUAUGGACUGCCUGGGCAUCUUGCAGGGGUCAACCUUGGAGGGUGGUUAUGCUUAGAGGAUUGGUUUUAUUCUGGUGAUCGUGGCCUUCAUGUGUCCACUGUGAGCGAGCAUGGUCAAGGUCGAUGUUUACCUCCAGCCGUUUCCAACACACCGUGGGAUUCUGAAGGGAAUCUCACCUUUCAGCUCAACCAAACAAGAGGUUAUAACUUCACGGUGAAGGCUUUCAGUGCACAUCGACAUGCCUUCAUCGGUGAAGAGGACUUAUCUGCCAUUGCAUCGUUGGGGUUGCAGAUGGUGCGGCUUCCUUUGACAUGGGCUGCUUUCGCAGACGCGCUCAUGCCUUUGGAUCAAAAGAUCUAUGGCUCACACAACCCUAUGACAGAGACAACAAUUGUCCCUGAGACAUUGCUAUGUAAGGUCCUAAUUACUCCUAAUUACUUUGUAGGGUUCUCAAACACUUGCCUUGAACCCGGAUGUGGGUGUGCAGUGGUGAAGAGAUCUACCGAUGUGCCCGUGUUUGAGGUCCCAGAUCCUUUCUACAAGGACCAAGCCGCCUUUGCGACGAUUCCUAGAGAUUGGCUCGCGGAGUUCCUAGUGCGUUGUGCAAAGCAUGGCCUUCGCGUGCUCAUCGAUUUGCACGCAUUUCCUGGAGGUUCUUCCCAAGGCACCUACAAUGGCGUUUGGCCCAAUUGGCCUGCAUUUUGGAGGAACAAGACCCAGAUCGGCGACGCAGAGCUCUCACAGGUGGGCUUAUGGAUCAUUGGUGCCGCAGUGGGAUGGCUAGAGCAUCUUAGCGACGAAGCGAAGGAGGGUUUGGUGGGGAUUACACUGAUGAAUGAGCCUGCACACCUGAACUCUCAAGAGCAGUUUGCGGCCGAAGAGGAUAUCUUGCGCUGGUUGGCAGAGGCUGCACAGGUUUUCCGUGUGUCCAGCCUGCCGAAGCAGGGGAAGAAGUUGUAUGUGCAGAUGAUUGACACCGCCUUCAAGAACUUUACUGGCACGGUGGUACCUUGGUUUUUCCGAACAUUCUCUGAGCUGGAACGCCUCAGCUGGGUUGUGGCAGAUCAGCAUUGGUAUACGGCUUGGUCCACUGACUGUGACAUGCGCGCAGAUGAAUCCGGAUCACUAAAUUGCGAUGCACCAAUGGAGACCAUCAGGCCCAAACUGUACAAGUGCGCUUCAUCAUUUGCUGAAACCUUUCAAAACCAAUUUGGGAUGCAAAUGGCUGUGAGCGAAUUCUCGGUGGGCACCAGCGAAGACGCACUUUUUGCUUGUCGCGAUCGAAAAGUCCUGAUGGCAUUUUUACAAGAGCAGCUCAGUGCUUGGGAUGCUUUUGGGAUACAGGGAUUUUUCUGGACUUGGCGCAUGCCCUUUGGAAAGAUCUUCGAGCCUGGAUGGAGCCUCCGAUGGCUUGCAGGUCUAGAAGAAACAGCCAACCUACCUUGCUUCCAGUGACCAGACGAUCCUUGAGAUGGAGUGACUUCUUGAAGUCUCACCCAACUUAUAUGGUUUGAUUGAGAAUUUCAGCAUCGUCAAUGGUGCGUGUCAAUGGACAUCGUUUCUGGCUGUAAAAAUGAUCUCCGCCAGCUGAAGGCUGGAAGAAAUACUUUGUGCUUGGCAGGUACGACUUCCCAGACAGCCAGACCAGCAGCGGAGUAGCUUCGGCGAUGAAAAACUGCUUCGGCUCCUCCGCUUUGCGAUGCUGCCUCGGCGCCUCACCUUUCC
Durusdinium trenchii is the source of this 2097-nucleotide messenger RNA. NCBI's taxonomy places the organism in Eukaryota, Dinophyceae, Suessiales, Symbiodiniaceae. The record is from the annotation of a GenBank genome assembly.